GUGGCGCGGCGGAAGCUGCCGGGGUAGUGUGUGUGCCACACGAGGAGGGCCGAGGAGACUGCGGCCAUGGCUUCUCUGCUCGCCAAGGACGCCUACCUGCAGGGCCUGGCCAGGAAAAUCUGCUGCCAGCCCAGCCCGGAGCCGCAGAAACGCAAGUCCGCCAGCAAAACUCAAGGCUCAGAAGCUGCUGGACCCCCAAAAAAGAAGAGGAAGAAAGCGCAGAAGAAAUCCCGGGAGCGGGAAAAGGCUGUGGAGCUGAAGACCCAGGCUCCAGGGGAAAAGUCUCCAGCAUCUUCCAGGGCCAAAAAGCCAGCAGUACCUGAGGAAGGAGAGGCCUUCAGCUCCAUGGGAUCUCCAGCAGAUGGGGAUGUGGAGCAGGGCCAGCUGAGAUCAGAUGCCCUGGUCACAGAACUUGACUCUCUCUUUGCCCUGGAUGUUGUGAGGCAGCGGCUACAUGAAAAAAUGCGGGAGGCCCGGGGCCAGGGACACAACACGGAGCUGUCUCCCGCCGCUUUGGAGAAGAGAAGGCGGCGAAAGCAGGAGCGGGACCGGAAAAAGAGGAAACGAAGGGAGUUGAGGGCAAAGGAGAAGGUGGCAGAGGCUGCGGAGGCUGCCAAGCCGCCCCACGAGCAGCCCCACGAGCAGCCCCACGAGGAGGUGCAGCCGGGGCUGCUCUUCAAUAAGGUGGAGGUGACCGAGGAGCAAGCAGCCAGCAAGGCCCAGCGCCGGAAGGAGAAGAGGCAGAAGCUGAAGGGGAAGCUGGCGCCGCUGACGGGCAGGAACUACCGGCAGCUGCUGGAGCGCCUGCAGGCGCGGCAGGCUCGGCUGGAGGAGCUGCGGGACCAGGACGAGGGGAAGGCGCGGGAGCUGGAGAGCAAGAUGCAGUGGACCAACCUGCUGUACAAGGCCGAGGGCGUGCGCAUCCGUGAUGACGAGCACUUGCUGCAGGAGGCCCUGAAGCGCAAGGAGAAGCGGCGUGAGCAGCGGAAGCGCAGGUGGGAGAAGCGCACGGCCCACGUGGUCGAGAAGAUGCAGCAGCGGCAGGACAAGCGGCGGCAGAACCUGCGCAAGAAGAAGGCGGCCCGGGCCGAGCGGCGCCUGGACAAGGCCCGCAAGAAGGGCCGGAUCCUGCCCCAGGACCUGGAGCGGGCCGGCCUGGUGUGAGGGCCUGCAGCCCGGGCGCCCAGACCUCCUCCCUGACCUGGGGCUGCCCUCCCACCUCGUGUGACCGCGGCCACGAGCUCGGUCUGUGCGGUCUAGGCUCCUCGGAACCCGGGGCGGGCGGUGCUCUGCGGGCUCACCUUGCAAGCUGGUUGUGAGGGCUCCGCUCCCAUAUGAGAAAGAAAAGGAGUGCUGUUGAGAAUAGAGACCUAGAUCCUUCAGAGCCUGGAAAGAGGUGACUGCGUCCAGGUUCCAGCCUUCUCUUGGAAGACUGCAAAGCUCCCCAGAAGUUUGCAGGGUGAGGGAAGCGUGGAGGGCGUGAGGGUUCUGGUGGGGGCACUUCACUGGCUCUUUCUUCCCCUCCCGGGUUGACAGGAGCCAGGAAAGAAUGGCCUUUGGGACUGUCCACGUCAGCCGAAAACUCACCUGGAAGGAAGGAAGCUCAAAACUGCUGUAGCCCAAGUCCAAGGUGGCAUUGGCCUCAGGUGACUGGCAGAGGGUGGAACCAACCUUGGGUGUGACUGGGAGGGAGUUAACCUGAGUUGAUUUGUAAAAGGAGCAGAAAUUAGUCCUUAAGGUAAACACGCACCUGAAAAGAGUUAAGAUGACCGCUGGGGGCUGCCUGGGGGGCUCAGUGGUUCAAGGGUGCCUGACUCUUGGUUUGGGCUCAGGUCCGGAUCUCAGGGUCCGCUGAUCAGCCCC
Molecule: messenger RNA, 1863 nt
Organism: Callorhinus ursinus (northern fur seal)
Lineage: Eukaryota; Metazoa; Chordata; Mammalia; Carnivora; Otariidae
Gene: SURF6
Product: surfeit 6
Biological process (GO): ribosomal large subunit biogenesis; ribosomal small subunit biogenesis
Cellular component (GO): nucleolus
Molecular function (GO): DNA binding; RNA binding
Source: RefSeq, a predicted model, not a curated record